GAGCAAAAAUGGUGACGGGCCACCAAAUGGCCCAGGCAAGGUCCAGGACCAUGCACUGCAUCUGCCACAUGAGGACAAGGCUCGAGUACUUUCAACAUGGUCAUCAUGAGGGCAGAGCCGCAUGCCAGUCGAAGAGUGACUCCGUUUGGGCGGCCCAAUCUCCAUUCUCCACUCGAGGGCGCCACCUUCAAGCUUGGGGGCAUGCGACUUGUAAGAUUAUUCUUUUUGGAGCAGUUGGAGGGUGAAGGGACGGCAGGAAGGUGCUAGGCACAAAGUGUAGCCUGCGUCAAGUACCACGAAGAGUAGUUUGAUCUCUGUGUACAAGUGCCAUGGAGGGCCCUUCAGCGGUAGCAGGUUACGAGGAAGAGGAGGACGUAUGCCGCAUUUGCCGCAUGCCCGGAGAGCCAGACUCACCGUUGUACUAUCCGUGUCAGUGCAACGGGUCCAUCCGUUGGGUCCACCAGGAGUGCUUGCUUCAGUGGUUAAAACAUAGCUCCACUGUAAGCUGCGAGGUCUGCAAGCAUCCGUUCACGUUCUCCCCUGUCUACGCCCCCGACGCCCCUUCCCGACUGCCCCUCUGGGAGCUCCUCAAGGGUUUGAUCUCCAAAGUCACCCGGGGCAGCCGCAUUGUGGCUCGCCUCAACCUCGUCCUCACAGUCUGGCUUGUGAUCGUCCCCUAUGCCACCUCCUGGCUGUGGAGGCUCGCCUUUGCCAAGACCUGGAGCAUGCAGGAAGACCUGCUCCCCCAGCUGGCCCCCCUGCAGCUCCUCAGCGACUGCCUCUUUGGCAGCUUCUUGUCGGCCGGCAUCGUGUUCACUUUCCUGGGGGCCACUGCGAUCAAGGAGUACGUGCGGCAACUGCAGGAGCCGGUCCUGGCCGAGGACGCACGCCAGGCAGAACCCGAGGGGGUGGUAGCGGCGUUCAAUGCAGGGCUAAGAGACGGGCAGGAAGGGGCAGCGCAGCAUCCGGUGGGGCCCGAGAAUGUCGGGGGGCCAGGACAACAGAAUGUCGAGGUCCCGCAAGCGGAGGGUUUGCAGUUGCUCGGGGCGGCGGCUGCCGGCGGCGCGGGGGCUGGGGGGGUGCUGGAGGUUGACAACGGGGCCGUUGAGGUGCCUUUUGAGGAGCUCAUUGGGAUGCAGGGCCCCAUUCUCAACCUCCUGGAGAAUGCAAUAACGGUCUUGGUUUCGAACGCGCUGUUUCUGGGGGCCGUGGUCAUGGUCCCAUUCCAUGUGGGGAGGCUGGUGGUGCUGGCCCUCGAAGGAUCCCCGGUCCUUCGAAGCGGGGUUGCGCGUUUGCAGGGGCUCAAGGGGAGCUUCCUGGUUCCGGAAGUUAUGGACAAACUGGCGCAGGUCGCGGCAAGCUUGAGAGAGGAGGUCGCUGUGGUGUCAAACUGGUCAGAACCAUUGGUGCGGUCAGUCACGGGGGGUCCGAACGGAAGCAGCAUCUCAGCAUUGACCAGCUUUCUCGCCUUUGGGGGCGAAGAAACGUGGAGCAAGGCUGUCGGCAACUCCACUGCUUUUGGUUUUGCAGCAGAAGAGACGGGGUCGCUUUCCGAGAAUAGUAGCUUCGCGGCGAAUGUGAGCACGUUAGGAGAGGUCAUCAAUGCGACUGUGAGCGGCAAUAUCAGUGAGGCGUCAAAUUCGACCAGCCUUCUGCCGGGGGGGGUUCCGAAGACUGCAGACUUAGACGUCUCCGAUGCAACGACUCUGUUUGCGGGUUACUCAGUGCUGGUACUGGGGCUGUGCUUGUGGCUGACGGCAUGGUACGGAGUGAAGCGGUGGCGGGGGGAGUCUGUUCUGCACCGGCAGCGGGGGGUGGGGGCCGUCAUUGCUGCAGCCCCUGAAGCAGGGAGACAGGUCAUUGCCGGUGUGCGUUACUUCAUGACCUCCGUCAAGGUGUCCUUUCUGUUGGGCCUAGAGCUGGGCGUGUUCCCGCUGCUCUGCGGCUGGUGGCUCGACUUUUGUACCUUCGCCCUGCUGGGUGCCACGUGGCCCGACCGCCUGGCCUUUCUUGAAGCGGCGCCCUUCACAUGUGCGCUUCUGCACUGGCUGUCCGGGGUCAUCUACAUGCUGCAGCUCAGCGUCUUUGCGAGCCUUAACCGAGAGGUCCUCCGCCCCGGCGUCCUGUCCUUUUUGCGCGACCCCACGGACCCCAACUACAACCCUUUCCGCGACCUCGUCGAGGAGCCGCUCCACCGCCACUUGCGCCGCGUGGCGCUCUCCCUCGUCAUCUACGGCGUCCUGGUCGUGCUCCUCGUGUUCAUCCCGAUCCGCCUCGCGCUCGCCGCCUGCCCCGCGCUCUUCCCGCUCAACCUGCGCUUCUCGGACCCCUUCACCGAGGUCCCCGCGGACAUGCUCCUCUUCCACAUCUGCAUCCCGUUUACCGUCGAGCACUUCAAGCCGCGCGUCACCGUCAAGUGGCUGCUUGCGCGCUGGUUCGAGGUCGUCGGCUCCGCGCUCGGCCUUGCGGAGUUCCUGCUGCCGGCGCCGGGAGACGGGGCCGGGAACGGAAACGGAAACGGAAACGGAAACGGAAACGGGGUGGCUCCUGUGGGGGAGCAGCAGCUCGUGGCUCAGAUGGCCAACCUCGAGAUUGACGAGAUCGCGGAGACGCCGAACUUGCCGUCGAACGAGGCCGCUGCUCCGCCGGACAUUUCGGACGGCCUGUUUCCGCUGCGCAUCGUGCUGCUGAUCCUACUGGGGUGGCUCACGCUCCUUGGCUUCAACGCGCUAGCGGUGCUGGUGCCUCUGUCAGUGGGGCGUGCAGUGUUCGCCCAGGUGGCGCGGAUUCCGGUGGCGAGCGCGGUUGCACACUGCAACGACAUCUACACAUUUGGAGUGGGCUGCUACGUCCUCUGGGGGGGCGGCGCUGCAGUGCGAUACCUGGUGCGGUACCUGCAGACGCACGACCUGGUGUCGAUGGCGAAGCAGGUGUGUGCGUGGGCGCUCAUCUCGUGCAAGGCCGCCGUGCUGCUGACGCUGUGGCUGGGCGCGGUGCCGCUUCUGGUGGGCCUGCUGUUCGAGCUGCUGGUGGUGGUCCCGCUGCGCGUGCCCGUGGACGAGAGCCCCGUGUUCCUGCUCUAUCAGGACUGGGCGCUCGGCCUGCUCUUCCUCAAGAUCUGGACGCGCCUCGUCAUGAUCGGCCAGGGGCCGCUCGCCAACGACGCCUGGAGGGCCAGGUUUGAACAGAUCCAGGCCCUCGGCCUGCGCAACGUGCGCGUUAUGUGGACCCUGCGCGAGAUCAUCCUGCCCGUCCUCUCCACGCUGCUCACGGCCCUUUGCGCCCCUUAUGUCGCCGCCCGCGGCCUCUUCCCCCUCACCGGCAGCUCCCUCCUCGUGAGCUCCCUGGUGUACCGCUUCAUCUGGCAGUGGUGCCUUGCCGCCGCGGUGCUCUGGAAGACCGCGGGACUGAUCCGGGAGUGGGCGCGCGACCUGCACAACUCCAUUCGGGACGAGCGGUACCUGGUCGGCAGGACGCUGCACAAUUUCGGUCAGCCCGCUGAGCCCGUUCCGUCUGCUGCCCCCACGCCCGCCGCCAGCGAGCAUCACAGCACGGGCGUCGAGCCGUCCUGGUUUGCGCAGCUUCGUCUGAACGAAGAAGGGGCGGGUCCCGCCAACUCGGAGGGGAGUGCCUACACGAGCCCCCAGUGGGAGGGGCCGUUGCACGAGGAGCAAGAAGUGGCGUCAGAAGCGGUGGGAGCGGACGAGUUCUUUGGGCGCGACAGGCCGUCAGAGGUUACGUCAGCAAUGGAGGAGAUGCGUGUCUGGGGCGGCACCGAUGGUGGGCCUAGCCGAUCGGCGUCGGGAGUGUAUGGUCCGGCUCGUGCUUUUGAGAUGGGGUGCGCGGCAGGUGAGCGAGGUUUAGAGUCUCGAGCGCAGUUAACUAGGCAGAAGAGUUUGCAUGGCGCAGAGCAGUCGGAAAGUGUGGAUGCUGAAUGGGCUCUUUCUCAGGAGGUGCGCCGCCGCGCUGGGUUUGCUGCGCAGGCAAGAUAUAAACAACAGUGUGAGAGUGGGGACUUCAGAUAAGGUCACAGAAGCGACGAUGCAUAACACGGAUGCUGCUUGUCACUUUCUUGUCCAUUGUAAUCUGUGUCGUUCGAGUCCAGUUCGCAACCUCCGGUUCAAACCAGC
Molecule: messenger RNA, 4130 nt
Organism: Klebsormidium nitens
Lineage: Eukaryota; Viridiplantae; Streptophyta; Klebsormidiophyceae; Klebsormidiales; Klebsormidiaceae
Source: the annotation of a GenBank genome assembly